AACACACAAUGAUAACUUUAUUUCAGUUUGAUAUUCAGAAGCUUAACUGCGGUUGCUUUUAUAGUAGUAAAUUUCGUAAAAAAUAUAUAUUAGAAAAUAUUAAAUUCGUAUAAUUUAUAGUGUUAACUAGAACCAAAGUGUUAAAUAAUGGCUGGUGUCUUGUUAUUACAAUCUUCCCCGCCUAAAUUGGAGGAUAUUCAAAAACGAAUUUUUAAUAAAGACGCUCUUGAAUUCCUAGCAAAGUUGCAUAGAGAAUUUGAUGUAAAAAUCGAUCAACUUUAUAAAAAUAGGCUAAAAUAUGCAGUCGUUUUAAAAUCAGGUUCGCCUUUAAAAUUUAAAGAAUCUUCCGAAAGGAAAGACUUUUCAUGGAAGAUAGCUCCAUUACCUCCUAGGCUAAAUAAUCGUCAUUUAGAUUUAGGCGAUGUGUCAGCAUCGAAUUCAGCACAUUUCAUUGCUGCAUUAGACUCCGAUGUUCAGGGUGUCCAGGUUGACUUUGACGAUGGACACUGUCCAACAUGGAGAAACCAAUUACUCGCAUUCAACAAUAUCAAUCUUGCAGUGAAUGGUAAACUUCCUGGAGCUCCCAUUAGUAUUACCACUUGUCCCAUUUUAAUGCUUCGACCUAGAGCAUGGAAUAUGAUAGAUCACGAUAUUUUGAUUGAUGGUAAAGAAGCUAUUGGUGCUCUAGUUGAUUUUGGUAUUCUCAUGUUUCACAAUGCCAAGAAACUACAUGAAGCGAACAGCGGUCCAUACUUUUAUCUGUCCAAGUUAGAAGGUGCAUCCGAAGCUCGCCUUUGGAAUGAAAUAUUUGUAUGGACACAGAAACAGCUUGAUAUACCUCAACAAACUAUAAAAGCAUGUGUUUUAAUAGAAAAUAUUGUUUCAACAUUCGAAAUGGAUGAAAUAUUAUAUGCAUUGAAGGAUCAUUGCAUCGGUUUGAAUUGUGGUAUUUGGGACUACUGUGCUUCAAUUGUUGCAAAAUUUGGAGAUAAAAGAGAAUUUUUAUUGCCGGAUAGAAAUAAAUACGUAAAUAUGGACCAAAAGUUUCUCAACAGUUACAUGAAAUUGGUAGUUAAUACUUGUCACUCGAGAGGCGCUUUGGCUACCGGGGGCAUGGCGGCCGCAAUGCUCAAGCCGGGCACCGAUGGGACUGACGAAUCGUCGAAGAUCAUAGUGAACAAAGUGCUCGAAGCCAAGCUGAAGGAAAUCGAGGCGGGCGUCGAUGGCUUCAUGGUGUACGAUUCACGUAUUGUACCAUAUGUAAAUGAGCUCUGGAAGAAAAGCGGUGCAACUCCAAAUCAAAUUCAUCGCAUAUUAGACCUUAAAGUAACACCAGAGGAUCUAUUAUUGAUUCCAAGCGGUGGCGUCACUAUGCAAGGAUUGAAGCACAAUGUGGCGGUCACGAUCCUCUUCAUAUAUCACUGGUUGGCGGGUAUCGGUCAUUUCUUCUAUAGUGGUAAUGUUGAAGAUUCGGCGACUGCGGAAAUUUCUAGAACACAGAUUUGGCAGUGGAUUCGAUUUUCGCCUUAUUUGGAAGAAGAUUCAAAUAAACAAGUAACAUUGAAACUGGUCGAAAAGGUCGCGUCGAACUUCGCUGCGCACGCGCAUAAAAACCUCUGCCGCUCGAACGCGGAACGGAAACGACUCACAGCAGCCAUGUACAUGAGCUUAGAAUUAUUCCUAUGCCGAAACCCGCCAGAAUUUAUAACCAGCUAUCUAAACGACAAUCACAAAUUCAGAACAUUACAUAAUAAAUCGCUUCUGAGUAACCUUUAAAAACAUUUUUUUUUGUAAUGGAGAGGGGUAACAAAAAAAACUGUAAUAUUAUACACUGCAAACGGUUCUUGGUUAAAAUAUCUUCAUUUAUAGUAAAACACUUUCCACAUAAUUACUAUUAUUAUAUUCGCUUUAAUUUUACAUCCAAAGUUCC
Molecule: messenger RNA, 1930 nt
Organism: Vanessa atalanta (red admiral)
Lineage: Eukaryota; Metazoa; Arthropoda; Insecta; Lepidoptera; Nymphalidae
Product: malate synthase, glyoxysomal-like
Exons: 7
Coding region: 148-1776 (542 amino acids)
Biological process (GO): glyoxylate cycle
Cellular component (GO): cytoplasm
Molecular function (GO): malate synthase activity
Source: RefSeq, a predicted model, not a curated record